Messenger RNA from Clonostachys rhizophaga, 2484 nucleotides. The record is from the annotation of a GenBank genome assembly. Lineage: Eukaryota; Fungi; Ascomycota; Sordariomycetes; Hypocreales; Bionectriaceae.
AUGCAGGAGUCCAGCAGCUCGAACCGGGACCGGGCGACUGCCAUGAGCAGCAGCAGCGACUGGGUAGUCCCUGAGAUUCCUGCCAUACAGCCGCCCCGAACCCGGCGCAUGUCGACCAAGAGGGCGCCAUAUCCCGCAAAGCGGCAGCAAGCACCGAUCGUGCAAUAUGCCGAGAACGACGAGCUCCCCAGGCCCCCGAGCGCCCGACCCCCGAGCGCGCAAAGAGCUUCAUGGCAUGCGGCCGGGCCGCCAGCGCCAUACUACGACAGCAGGCUCGCAAUCCCCUUCCACCCCUCGCCGUAUCCUCCGAGCGAUCAGGCAUAUUCAGCACCCCCAUUCGAUGACGAGAGGGAGACCGAGGGGAACUGGAAUGGAUGGAACGCGCAGCCUUACGACAACCCCGCGGCGCAUGCCGCCGAUGGACCAGCCGCGUCCCGUUAUCCUCGCUCCCCGCCCGACGAGCCAGCCGCAAACUAUCCCGACAGUCGCCGACUGAACGACCAGAUUACACGAUCGUAUCGAGGUGGAAGACUAGAGGAUAGCAGACCACCGUUGACAAGGCCGCAAUCCGCGAGGCCUCCCCGAGAGCCUUGGCAGGUGCCGCAGGACUCUCAGUUCCAGCGUCCAAAAAACCGUGACCGCUCGUUCAGCGUGGAAGAUAGAGCUAGAAACCAGCCGCAGGAAGCUGCAUUUGAUAGCGUCAGCCGCCAUGCUGCGUCACGGAUUUCCAACACGUCGUCGAUGCAGACGUCGACCGGAGAGACGCAAUUUCAAUAUCGCCCCAUCACAGGGACAGAGUUCAGACUGCUCCGUCUUCUGCCAGCGAGCAUGUCCACUAUCAAGUGCGAGAUACUGCACGCAUCUCUUGAUACAGACCCGGAAAUUCAGAAAUAUACGGCUAUAUCAUACGCGUGGGGCGAUAUCGAACCCAACAUGAAGAUCGAGGUCGACAGGUGCUCCGUCCUCAUUACUCCGAGCCUUCACGGCGCACUCAAACGGCUGCGCCAGCAGGACAAAUCCAUCAUGGUCUGGGCCGAUGCGCUAUGCAUUGACCAAAAGAACAAGGCAGAGCAGUCGCAGCAGAUCAGCAUGAUGACCAGCAUCUACGGUGGUGCAGAAUCCGUCGCUGUCUGGCUGGGUGAUAGCGGCGAUAACAGUGAUCUGGCGAUUGACCUCAUCCAGGGAGUGUUCAACUCAGAUAAUGACGGUGCCGUAUCGAGGAUCAUAUCAGCGGAAGGGUUCACUGCCCACUUCACCGCACUAGUCAAGCUCUUUGAGAGGGAAUUUUGGGACCGGCUGUGGGUUGUGCAGGAGAUUUUGAACGCGCAGAUGGUCACGGUAUACUGCGGAAACUCGUCUGUUUCGUGGGAGGUCCUGCAGGGGGCUUCCAUAAUCUUUCAACAACACGAGAAAGAUCUGCGGAUUCAGUUCCCGCGCGGAAAGACGAAGGGGUCCCGUCGCGGGCUCUCUUAUGCGCACGUCCUCAGUUCCUGUGGACCAGCUAGUCUGGAGCUUCUGCGUGUUUCUCCAGAAGAGGAAAUCAUAUCAUUGCUAAGCGUGCUCAGAGUGUGCAGACCAAAGCUGGCAGCAGAACCGCGAGACAAGGUGUUUGGUGUUUUGGGUAUCCUCCCAGCGGAAACCAGUUUCCACUUCCCACCGAAUUAUGGUUCAUCUCUGCGGGAGGUGUAUACCAACGUCGUGGACCUCAUAUUACACACUACGCGGCGACUCGACGUGAUAUGUGAGGCCAUAUACUUCCCUGUUUACACCAGCUCGGUGAAACUCCCAAGUUGGGUGCCGGACUGGUCGCAUAUUCCGUCCACCGCUGGUCUCGGAACAUCGUACGGAUUCAACGCUGCCAGCGAAGUCGACGCCGAGUUUCAGUUUAUGGACGCUCCACACAGGAGCCUGCUUCGGAUAUCUGCCAUCUACCUUGACCAAGUAGAUAUGCGUGGCGUUGCCGUUGGCACCUUCUGCUCUGUGGAUGACUACCUAAUGGCCUUCCUCCACUGGAGAGCAAAGCUUCUGUCAAGAUAUUCGUCAUCAGAGGGGAAGACGUACAAUAUGAAAGAAGAUAGACGAAGCGUUCUGUCGCACUCUAUGUCUCGGGCAGGAGCCCUCUCUAAAUCUCCGCCACUCCUGGACGGAGAUUUUGAGCUAGAGAAGUACCUAUUUAUCGAUCAAGAGCUUGCACCCGAGACGUGCCGUAUGCUUAUUCAAGAGAAUUGCGCUUCUCGGAUGGAGGGCCGCUGCUUCUUCACAACAAAACGAGGGCUGAUGGGGAUAGGAAGCGGGUUCAUGAAGGAUGGGGACAUCAUUUGCGUGCCUCUGGGGUGCAAGACGCCCAUCAUCAUACGCCCAGAGGCUGACAGCAAUCAAUACCGGCUCAUCGGUGAUGCAUACGUUGAUAAGUACAUGGAUGGGAAGGCAGUCAAGGAGUGGAAGAGUGACAGGAAGAAGCUCAUUAGUUAUGUACUGCAGUAA